UUUCAUUUGUCUGGAACCCUUCAAGUUGGCGCUAUGGGUGCGAAGGUCGAUAUGACGCUGAAGUGAAUCAGCAAAAGCGCAGACCUUAGGGCAGAAUACAGAAAACGUAUGAUAAAGCCAGAAGAUUCGUUUGAGGACAUAAUAAAAGAAUAAAAGUUCUCCUUUAGCACAUUUCGGCACUGGUCUCGCAGAGAGAAACUAAUACCGAAAGUACGGAUGGACAGAAUACAAGCUUUCCCAACAGGAACAAGUCGCGUGAAAUUAACAAGCCGGUUAUUUCCCAGGUAUAGUUGCUGUCAGUUUCCUGUGCUGGUGGUGUAGCUCAAAGCUGCAUCUUUCUAUCCUGUUACUUGGUGGAAAAUUUCGUAAAGGAAAAAAAACUGAAGAGUUUAUCAAUAACUUGACGAACAACAUUACUAACGGGGACUUAUUUUCUGCUCAUUUGGAAUUCUCUCCUCUGGCGAGGGAUUCGUCAUAUCGAAACUAAAAAUUCAGAACAAAAAUAAGGAAGAGGAAACAGACGGAGUACCGGCAGCUUGCGGAGCUCGUUUUGAACAAAGGAAUUUACAGAAAAACGGUGUAAUAUGACCGCGUCUCUUUGUUUGCUGUAACACUAGACAACUGGAGCUAGGAUCUUUCCGAGACUGGGCAGAGUUGAGUCCUGAACUGGACUCCGCUUCCCGCAUAUCCCCCAGGGCCGGACCGGCCUCCACGGAGCUGUUUUUGUGCCGAGAUCCCUAUAUCAUUCUCAGCAGUUCCCAGCUGGAACUCCAUCUGGAGAAAUGAUUUCAUACCGCUCAAUAAGACUCCUUCCUGUCAUCUUAUGCAACAUCCCAGCAUUUGCAUUUAGUUUUGUGACAUUAACUUGUCAACCUUCAGUGACAGGAAUACUAAAUGAAGAUACUAAACUACCAUGCACAUUAAAAUCAGAAUUGACAUUGAAUUCAAUAGACAUUGAACUUUUUAAGAUAGGCAAAGAUGGAAAAACAGAAACUGUAUUUAACUCCACUGUCAAUGGAGUUCACGAUCGGAUUAAAUUACUUCACCCAGGAUCUCCAGAUGUAUCACUGGUGAUCCAGAGCACACAGUUGUCAGAUUAUGGGAUGUAUCGAUAUUAUUUGGAGUCAGCUGCUGGUCACAAAUGUUGUAAAAUUGAAUUGAAUGUCAAAGCUCCAUACAGUUUGCCAAAAAUGUCCUUACUCCAAAAUAUCACAAGAAGAAUAAGAAGCAUGGACCUUAUUUGUGAAACUACUGGAUAUCCACUUGCGCAGAUUCACUGGUUUGACUACAAUAAAUUGAAUCUCACAGCCAAUGCUAAAAUUCAUAGUGUUCUGACCCCAGGAGGGUUGUUCAAUGUCACCAGCAUACUUCACAUCAAAGUCAUGGAAACUGCCUUGGCUGACAGUUAUACUUGUGCUGUGUAUGAUUUGGAACAAAAUGCUAUUGUGGUGCAGAAACACUUUCCAAUUUCAAUUAUAGAUAUGCCUACCACAAAUCACCAAAGCAGAGAGAAAAAGUCUAAGGUUCUCACAGCUGUCUUUGUCAUUGUUGGAGCACUGGCAAUUGGAAUAAUCAUUUUGACAGUUCAACGAUACAGAAGAACUAUCUAUUCAGCAGUAAGAAGAGAAUCUGAAAUGCAAUGUGGCUGCAAUGAAUAAUUCUGCUCCCUACUAUGAGAGCUGCACUGAUAUCCUGGACUGAUUUAAGAACAUUUUUGUGACAUGAUAAUUUGAAACUGGAUUUUGCGAACAAUAGAAGGUCGAUCACUAGCAUUAUUUAAAGCACUGUCACUUUCCAAUCAUUAUGUAUACAAUGCAAUUGUUCAGUACCAUAACUUUGAUUUAUCUCUGUCACGGUUCUAUGCGGUUUGCUAUUUGUGCAUGAAGAGAUAGUGCCUCACAUCGGUUUUCUGCUAACACCAGUAAUUAUUGGAUCCUUAAAACAAUAAAGCACAGAAAGUAAAGAAUUUGACCUUCAAUCCAGGCUGGCUGAAAGAAGUUCCACCAUUUUACAACUAUGAUGGUUUAUGAAUCAGUGAAUUACAUCACAGCCCUGUGUCCAAGAAGAAGAAAACUAUUGGCCCUGCAUAUAUUCAAAACACAUCCUGCUGGUUGAUAACGGGAAUAUUGUGCAAGUGGUGUGGCCUGGACUCCACUUUUUUUUAGAAAAAUGAAAUACCUUUAAAGAGAAGAACGUUGGAAAUAUGUACAGUGAAGGACUCAGUGAAAAAUAACUAUAACUUGAAUGCUUUUAAAACAGUUUUUAUUCUCAUUCUGGACUUUUUAAACUCUGUGGUCUUUUUUGAGUUUAUUUUUGACUGUUUCAAUUCUGUAAAGACACUUAAAAUAUCUAUACGUAGGUACCCUGUACCCAAGAUGGAACCAAAAGGCAACCUUGCAAACUUUUCACUGCAAUGAUUCGAGUGCACAUAAUAAUAAAAGCUAUUCUACAUAAAAAUUUCCUGUCUUCAUAAGAUUGGAAAUGAAUGAUUAUAUUAGCAUAUUACUCACUGUUCAUUGCUUAAAAGUCAAUCAGGUUGACAGGUUGAUUUGGAAUUCUAUUUUUUUUGGUAUCCUCCGAAGGAAAUAAAUAUAAGUAUGUUUGUCAAAUCUGAU
Messenger RNA from Stegostoma tigrinum, 2615 nucleotides. RefSeq names its product programmed cell death 1 ligand 1-like. Gene Ontology annotation, cellular component: external side of plasma membrane. Gene Ontology annotation, biological process: cell surface receptor signaling pathway; immune response; cellular response to lipopolysaccharide. Lineage: Eukaryota; Metazoa; Chordata; Chondrichthyes; Orectolobiformes; Stegostomatidae. The record is from RefSeq and is a predicted model, not a curated record. The transcript is spliced from 7 exons. The coding region runs from base 783 to 1658 and encodes 291 amino acids.